This is a messenger RNA of Cyclocybe aegerita, 411 nucleotides long. The record is from the annotation of a GenBank genome assembly. NCBI's taxonomy places the organism in Eukaryota, Fungi, Basidiomycota, Agaricomycetes, Agaricales, Hemipholiotaceae.
AUGGCAAUCUAUGGUCUCUGGGUCAUAAAUAAAGCAGGAGGUCUGGUCUAUCAAAGAAACUUUGCAGAUGGCCUCGCUCCCCUCACGUCAAAUGAAUACCUUGUGCUAGCAGGAACGCUACAUGGUAUUCACGCUAUUACCAGUCGAUUAUCUCCUGUUGGAUCGAGCUCGGGGGUGCAGGUGAUUGAAGGCGAAACGUUCAAGAUGAACAUUCUUCUAACGGUCACCGGCACAAAAUUUGUCCUCCUGACAUCGUUGGCUGAAACUACAGCAGACACUGUAUUGCAGAAGGUUUACGAUAUUUACUCAGACGCUGUCAUGAAGAACCCGUUCCACACUCCAGAAAUGCCUAUCAGAAGUGAAGGAUUUGAUACGCGGGUGGGAACACUCAUAGGUACGGGACAGACAUAG